Nicrophorus vespilloides is the source of this 1224-nucleotide messenger RNA. RefSeq names its product G2/mitotic-specific cyclin-A1-like. Gene Ontology annotation, molecular function: cyclin-dependent protein serine/threonine kinase regulator activity. Gene Ontology annotation, biological process: regulation of cyclin-dependent protein serine/threonine kinase activity; mitotic cell cycle phase transition. Gene Ontology annotation, cellular component: cyclin-dependent protein kinase holoenzyme complex; nucleus; cytoplasm. The transcript is spliced from 5 exons. Lineage: Eukaryota; Metazoa; Arthropoda; Insecta; Coleoptera; Silphidae. Bases 16 to 1095 code for a protein of 359 amino acids. The record is from RefSeq and is a predicted model, not a curated record.
AAGCAUUUGUGAAACAUGGAGAGAAUAAUUUACGAGAAAGAAAAUAAGAGGACGAAGAUCACGAGGCAAAGGUUGUGCUCGGAUUCGAUGCAUCGAGAUCAAAAUAUCGAGAUCAAAAGGGAGCGAACCCGUUCCACCGAAGUCCAACGUGCAGUUUUAGGUGACCUCCAGAGGAACGUAGUUUGCCACAGGAAAAUCUUCAAUGGGGAUAUAGAAUUCACCAGCUUGCAGAAAAAGUGUAACAUCUCGCCAAUUUUGAAGAGCGCAUUUCUACAGAAGAAGGAUUCCAACUCGCCCAUUUUGAAGAAGAAGGAUUCCAGGAAAAAAGUAAACUUCAUAAAUAAACUCGAGCAGAGGAAAACUGAAAGGCGCACCAAUGAACCGGUCACGAAGGUUCUACAUUUGUACACGCUUGAAUAUUUAGAGGACAUUAUCAAACACAUGUUGAAGAAGGAAAAGUCGCAGGUUCUUCACAAAGGUUUUAUGCUUAAAUAUUCAGCUUGCGAGGAGAGCAGGAGAAGAGUGGUGCUCUGGUUUUACAAGUUCGAGAAUGAGUUUAAUAUUUCCUACGAUAUGCGUUACGUGAUUAUUAAGAUGUUCGACAGAGUUUUAGCAAACAUGCACGUACCAAGGGACAAGUACCAUCUCUUCAUGAUAACAAUUAUUUUCAUAUUGAGCAAACACAGCAGUGUUAAUGCAGUUUCGAUGGCCAAAUUACUGAAUGCUUGCAAAGGUCAUUACAUUCAGGAACAAAUUCUUAUCCUGGAGAAGGAUUUGCUGGUCUUCUUCGAGUACAACUUUAUGCUCAACGAGCCUAUACAGUUCGUUCAGUAUUAUUUACAUAAAAUUGGACCAAAUUCCGAGGAGAUAGUGAAGAUUAUGAAGCAAACUCAGAAAAUCAUACGCGAUUACGCUUUGACCACGGAGUUCUCGAUUCAUCCUUCGUCCAAAGUAGCUGCGGCCGCGGUUUACGCCUCCUUGAGGAUUAUCUACGGCAAUACUAGGCUCUACGAUAUAAGUUCAAAUAUUCAGGGAUAUUAUUAUGGUCCGCAUCUGUUGCCUAUGGUUUACUCCAUGGGCCAAUUAAACUUAUAAGUGUUCGUUUUUAUUUGUGUAUUCAUUAUUUUUGGCUGGUCCAAUAUUUUACUUGUAGACAUUUUAUAUUUGUGUUUGUGUAUUUAAGAAACGAUGAGCAAUAAAAAUAAAUGAUUCAUCUUGAUUAAA